Molecule: messenger RNA, 384 nt
Organism: Echinostoma caproni
Lineage: Eukaryota; Metazoa; Platyhelminthes; Trematoda; Plagiorchiida; Echinostomatidae
Source: the annotation of a GenBank genome assembly
UACAUUUUGUCCGAACCGGCAUUCGAUUAUUUACGCACCAAAGAAACCCUGAGUUAUCACGUGUAUCUUCGUGCAUGGCGUUCCUCUCCCGACGGCAAUUUACGCUCCGGUAUCUCUGUGGUAGCAUGUAGUCAAGCGAACAAUUUUUCCGCCUCGCAUGUUGCCGGUCGCUUGACCGCGUUCUGGUAUCGAAUCGCACCGCAUCUGCUUGCUGGGAUUCGACAAGAUGCAUUCCAAACUGCGGUAGACUCAUUGAUCACGAUCAAACAAUUGGAAGAUCCGAACAUGCUGACCGAAGUGGACCGAAACUGGGAAGAAAUUCUUUUGGGGGAGGCCAUGUUCAAUCGGCGAGAGGCUUCGGUAAGUUUUCGGGGAGUUUCAUAG